AUGAUCCUCCCCAUCCGCCCCGAUGACAAUCAACGACAACACGAUCCAGCCAUGGCCUGGCGAAGACAGCUCUUGCUGGACAUCGGCACGCCCGCUGGUGCCGCUCCCACCCCCGCCGCUACCGCUUCGGGCGCAGGAGGUGGCGGAGCGACAGCAGCAUCAGCCAUCACACCAUCCAUGGGCACCACCGCCCCGAAAGCCUCAACACCGAAUGUCAAGCCUAUGAACGCACCGCCUGGCGAGAUUCCCGUCGUGGCGUCCGAGUCCCCAGCGGCCGCCGACGCAUCAGAAGCACCGGGAACUAUCUACAUAACGACACGUCGGCCCUCGUCGAGCACUGUACCCAAGUCUACGUCUACCGGUAAAGCGGCCGCAGGCCAAGAUGACGGAAACAUCUUGAGUCGGGCAGUGGCGAAUUCAAACUUGUCAUGGUGGCAGCUCAUCUGUGUGGCUAUCGCGGGGCUACUGUGUAUUGGAGUAGGGGUAUGGGCGGUUUUCAGGCAGAGGCGGAAGAAGCGGGAAGAUGAGGAGAGGAGGAAAGAGGUCGAGGCGCUAGAAAAGGAGGAGAAGGCCGAGCUUGGCGCCAGUACUGCCGGGAAGGCCACCGAGGGUGACGUGGAUAAGGCCGCGACAGGGAUGGGGAAGGGCAGAAAGGGGGGCGGAGGCGAGAGUGCAGAGGAUAGUGAGUGGGAUAGCGAGGACGAUUAUGAUUCUUUUUCGGACGGUGGGACGAUCCGGCCCAGGAGAAGACCGAGACGGAGAGAAAGGGGGAGGUGGAAGCGCCGUCGAGGAAGGGAUAGGGAGAGGGACUAUUACUCUUCGGACGAGAGCGAUUUCUCGUAUCAUGGGGAGUCGCGUGCUCGGUCAUCCCGCCGGAAUCGAGAUCGAGAUCGAGAUCGACGACCCCGCUCUCCCUCGCCCUCGCCGUCACCAACACCUCGAGCCCGGGACGCUACGGGCAAAAGAAAGUCAUUCCGAGACAGCGUCUUUUCGACAUAUCAAAGUAUGAAAUCGGCGGCUGUGCGCUUAAAACAGGCCGAGAUGACUGAAAAGCUCAAAAAGCAAUUGGAGGAUGAGGAGCGGAUCGAAGCGAUUAGGCAGGCGAAAGUGAAAGAGGCGAAUCGGGAGAUUGAGAAGGAGGUGGCGUGGUUGGCGCUGGAGAAGGAACGGGAGUUGGAGAGGUUGAAGAGGGAGUUGGAAGAGGAGCGGAGGGGGAAAGGGAGGAUGGGGUCGGGAGAUAGUCAACAACUCCUCAUACCCCCCUCGAACCGCCCGCCCUCGUCCACUUCCUCCUCUUCUCGACACACUCCCGCUCGCCAAUCCUCCUACCCCCUCCCCACACCCCGGCGCCAAGGCUCCGCCAGCUCCCAGGGCGGACUGCAAAUCCCCCCACCAGCAAGAGUCCGCAUGCCCGCCCGAGGCAAGACGGUCGAUGCCGUUUGGCCCCCUCCUUCGUCUUCCACCUAUGGAGCGCACGAAGGGAAGGGCGAACUAGGGACGGAGAUACAUGGGCUGUUGGGCACGAAGCCGAAGCCUGUCCGGCAUGCCACUGGGAUCGGAGGACUACUGGGCGGUACUGGCGGAAGUAAGGGCGCAGAUGGGUCAGGAGGCGCCCAGCCUCAAAGCGUUCCCGUCAAGGCAACGAAAGAUCGGCCUACGAUCCCUAAAGGCGGUUUGGCGCCCGCACCGCCAGGCAAGAAGAAGACCGCCUCGCCAGUAGUGACAAAGGCAAGUGGCGGUGGGAUAACGCAUGGAUGGGGAAUGGUGGUCCCCGCUGUGGUGAGCAAGGAUCUGGGGAUAGAUCAUGGGUGGCCGACUGCGCGGCCUCCGAUAGGUGGGAAUGCGGGUUCUCUGAGGGGCACAGGGGGAAGGGUGGAUAGUGUUGCUAGUGGGUCGAUGGGGAGUGGAGGUGGAGGCGGUAAUAAAUGGACCGACAGGAUGAGGGCGAGGAAAUGA
This is a messenger RNA of Dioszegia hungarica, 1956 nucleotides long. RefSeq lists its product as uncharacterized. Bases 1 to 1956 code for a protein of 651 amino acids. The transcript is spliced from 2 exons. Lineage: Eukaryota; Fungi; Basidiomycota; Tremellomycetes; Tremellales; Bulleribasidiaceae. The record is from RefSeq and is a predicted model, not a curated record.